AUGAGCGCCGUUUUUCUUUCCUUCUCCGUGUCAGCCGGCUCGUCUUACCGCGUCCGUCCCGAGUCGUCUGCCGUGCUGCAGGGCGGAGACGCGAGGCUGGACUGUGCGUACAGCAGCCUGGGGAGCGGGGACACCGUCAUCUGGCAGGGUCCGCCCGGGGACAAGGUCAUCUCGCACGGCCGGACCGUGAUGAAGUCCUUCCCCCGGCACAGCGUCACGGGGGACCCCGCCGCCGGGGAGUUCAACCUCGAGAUCCGCCAGGCCAGGCCGGAGGACGGCGGGAAAUACAGCUGCUACACGGACCCUGCAACCGCAGCAGAGGACGCAACACUCACUGUCAUCGUACCGAUGCCGGGACCGCCGACCAUCACUGGCGGGGAGCUGGUAAGCACAGCAGGCGGCCCGCUGUCCCUCACCUGCCGGGCUUCAGGUGGACAUCCGGCCCCGCGGCUCACCUGGCUCAACGGAACACAUCCCUUCAGAGAUGCCGCUGGUAGCCAUGGUAACGAGAGAACCCUGGAGCUGUUCGUCCCGCGGCUGACGAGAUGGGAUCACGGCGCCAACUUCACCUGCCUGGCCGACCAGGGCUUCCCCGACCUCGCCAGGACGAGGGCCACGUCUCGGAUCUUAAGAGUCAAAUACCCCCCGGUUGUGUCAGUGCCCAGUCCGUCCGUCCACGUGAGAGAGGGUGAGCCGGCCAGUCUCAGCUGUAUGGUGGACAGUAACCCCAGGGCGACUGUCACAUGGCGGAGAGUCGGAGGCAGUCUUCCUGUGCUGGCUGUGCCGAGAGAUCACCUGCUGCACCUCCCGAAGGUGUCUAGUCAGGACGGCGGACUUUACCAUUGUGUGGCCGACAAUAAGGUGCCACCUGCUGGACAGGGCACUGUUACUUUGCAGGUUUAUUACCCCCCUGUGAUAGAGAGUACAUUAGAAGACGAGGUGACGAUGUUGUUCGGUCAGGAUGACCUGUCCAUAGAGUGUUUCGCUGCCGGGAACCCCACACCUCACGUCCGCUGGCGACGGAAGGACACAAGUCUGUACUGGGACAACCCUCUCCGCUUCCACCGGGUGCGUUACGACGUGCAGGGCACGUAUCAGUGCGUGGCUGCCAGCGACGGCUUCCAGGAGGUCACCAAGGACGUUUUCGUCGACGUCGUGGGGCGACCGUCUAUUAAAGCUGGUCUCGCAACGCUCACAGUAGCUGCAGGAAGUAACGCGAGACUUUACUGCGAGAUUCUCGGGGACCCUCUCCCCGUCACCGUCACCUGGAUCUGGCAGACCAAGGAAGGGACUGAAAGCGUCGUCAUGGCAACGGACGUCGGUGUCGUCAUCACCGAAGAGCUGACGGGUGUUGGGAUAGCCAGCUCCCUUGUCGUGGAGGAUGUCGGGAUAUCUGAAGAAGGGACGUACAUCUGUCAGACGUCCAACAUGUUCGGGGACGCUCGGCGGGAGAUCCGACUGGAGGUCACAGACUCCACUGACUCCAUUGUCGUCAUCUCGGUUUCCAUGGCGACGCUAGUCCUUGGGAUUGUGGGUGCGAUUGUCGUCUGCGUGGCUGUGAAGAAGCAGUGGUUGUGUCGGGAGCAGAGACCAGACACGUCUACAUUGUCCUCCUCCCGCUCGAUGCCUCCUGUGCCGAAGCCCGGGAAGAGACUGGGCCACGGUACGAACGACUCCGGUGUGGAGGACCUGGAACUGCAGGAGUUGGACGGGACCAUAAAGCCACGCCCGCCGCCUCGGGCUGGCAAGGAGUGGACUUCCGUGGGACUCUCCUACACAGGUUUGGCGCACGCGCACUCCAACGCGCUGCCGCCCUACUCAACAGUGGAACGUCAUAAACCAGAUGGGGUGGACAUCCGGUCACGUGGGGAGGACAUCCGGUCAGGUGAGGGCAUACCGGAACAAGCCAUCCUGGAUGACGUUAUCAUGGAGGACAGAGACUACAUGUCGGAUGAUCCUCCUGCGCCUCCUCCAAAGGACAAGAAAGGGAGAUGGACGAGACGGGCGCCCUCUGGCGACAUGGCCGUGCCCAGCAGCCUGCAUGAGACAGAGAACGCGCUGAAUGAGAUUCAGGCGGACAGCAUUUAAACAGUGCAGCAAAGGUUUCCCAACGGAGAAAUCAUCCUGUAGGAGGGUGCAACAUGUCGCCCGAUUGUCGCGUAAUCAGCUCCUACAAUUAAGGGAGUUUUAGAUAUAAACAAACGUUUUAGAUACAUUGUACUAACAAGUUGUUAAAAACAAGCAUCAUCAUAAAAUUAUAUAUGUCCGAACCAAGAGCAUUAGCCUGGGUACCAUCCUACUUGUAUGCCGGAAGCGAGUUAGGGAAGCGAGUGUGGGAGCCCCGGCAUACAAGUAGGAUGGUAUUAGGCAAGUGUAAAGAUAUGCGUAUGUAGCCCCUGUCUGGCUAAACAUUGUCUGAAGACUAUUUAUUCCCUACAAGCUCAGGAAAUAGAAGUGGUACAGGGAUGUGUAAAAAUCUGAUGGUUUGAAACAUUUGGUUCAUAGAUUCUUGUCGGCUCUCACCUGUGGUGUAAAAUCUUGUGUGAUGUAGUCAUAACUCAUGUAAGUGCAUUUUGUUGUUACAAU
Branchiostoma belcheri (Belcher's lancelet) is the source of this 2586-nucleotide messenger RNA. Its product is annotated as hemicentin-2-like. Gene Ontology annotation, biological process: cell-cell adhesion. Gene Ontology annotation, molecular function: cell adhesion molecule binding. The transcript has 12 exons. Gene Ontology annotation, cellular component: cell-cell junction. NCBI's taxonomy places the organism in Eukaryota, Metazoa, Chordata, Leptocardii, Amphioxiformes, Branchiostomatidae. Bases 1 to 2088 code for a protein of 695 amino acids. The record is from RefSeq and is a predicted model, not a curated record.